CAAACAUCGAUGUUGUUGAUCUUACUUAAUUGGUGUUGGCGGUUAAUAUACCUCUAUAGAUUACCAAACAAAAUUGACAGCUGUGCUCCAGUUGUUAUUUACUGAAAGUCGUUUCCUCCCGCGUUCUUCCGCAACCAUACUGAUUGAAGCGGAACUGUGCUGAUCGUUGCAUUAACUUUGCUAUAUAAUUAGCGCCACAAGGCGAAUAAACAGAAACUUGUCGCUGUUUCAGUAAGAGAUGGACCAACUGCUCUUGGGAUAUGGCUCGUCGGAAGAGGACGACUUUCAGGAUAACGAACAGGACACUGCUACAGCUUUAGAUCAUUCCAAUGCUCCUAAUGUCGCCGAGCAAACGAUUGCUGCCGUUACGGCGAGUGCGGAUGGCCAUCAUCCAAGCAACGCGGAAAGGGCGGAGCACGACAACCCAAACAAACGCCAAAAGCUUGAUACUACUCAACUUCAUGACAGGCUGCUUCAAACCGCCAACAACGGCAGCCGCACCCCCCUCCUGCCCAACCCGUUAGCCCUGCUUGAGGCUUCCAGCAAUGAGGAGCGGCAGAGCCUUCUGCUGUCAGCGGCCGCCUCCGCCUCCGUGGCCCCGGGGGCGCUGCUGCCGCUGCAGCCGCCCCUCCGCGGCCCCUCCACCGCCCGCGUGCGCAGCUUCCCCCACGUGGUGGGCAACUUCCCCACCGUCGUACUGCUGCCCGUGGUGGGGCGCGAGGAGGCGCUAGACGCAGUGUAUCGCAAGCUGCGGCGAGUGCUACCGGACCUGGAACCCAUGAGCCAGGAUCCCGACCCGGCAGCUGCUGCUGCAGCAGCAGCGGCGUCAGCACAUGCGCCAGGCAGCCUUCGCCGGGCACCCCGGGGAGGUCACCUCAGCAGCCUGGGCAACGGCAGUAGGGGCGUUGCAGGAGGCGUUGCCGCCCCAGUGCCGCCGCCGCCGCCGCAGCAGCAAUCCCAGCGCGGAUACCACAUCAGCCUCAGCCGUACCGUGCCCAUACGGCAUCCGCAGAUCACGCCGCUGACGUCACAGCUGAGUGAGAGCCUGCGGGAUGCUUGCGGGUCCUUCAGCGUGACCCUGGAGGGCUGUCGGUCGUUCGCAAAUGAUGAGGGCACUCGGUCCUUCGUGUCGCUCAUGGUGACCCAUGGGUCCGCGCAGGUCUGCGACCUGAUACGUCGGGUGGACACGGCCUUCAAGCAGCACGGGUUACCCCCAUUCUACGAGGAGCCCCUGCCGCAUGUGUCGGUUGGCUGGCUGGCCGGCGACCAGCGUAGCAGGAUAGACGCGGCUUUGCAGCGGCUGCGGGGAACGUCCUCCCCAUCCCCACCACCACCACCACCGCCAUCACAGCCGGCAUCGCAGCAGCAGCAGCAGCAAAAAGAACGAGGGCAAGAGCUGGGAAAAGCCGCUGCGUCUGCGUGUGGAAAGGAGACGGUGGUUUGCAGCUUUCAGGUAUCUCGCGCUGUUUGUGUCGUUGGGCAGCGGGAGUAUGAAGUUUGGCGACGCUGACGUCUGACUGCCAUGACAAUGGACGUUUCGAGUCACCCCUCCUACGAAACCUACAGGCAGGUGGUUGCCGGACGAACUUUUGGCGCCAACCACAACGGCCUGACGGCACUUUCUAGGGUGGCAAUCUAAUCAUCAACAGGCUCUUCACUGGACAAUCAAACCUUGUGCUUAUUUGCAAACACUCCAAGUCUCUUGUAUGCAAGACUCUGGGCUCGUGUCGCGCACCCAGACAAAUCCAUCUGUAAAUGUCGACGUCGUCAGCACCCUCAAUGGUGAAAAUCCCACCUGAUCGCUGCUCUACGCCGUCUAUCCUGGCGUUUAGCAGGUCGCAGAUCGGUGAUGAAGCCGCUGAGGAUCGGGAAGCAGCUCCGAAGGCCUUCAUCAGCAGCAGUCGGCCACUCGCUACUCGCUUUUUCCGGAUGCGUCCUGCCGCCGUCUGCAGCAACGCCCGCUCCCGGACCCUCCUGCCCACCCGCGCUGCUGCCCUGGCCCAACUCCGCCUCCUCCGUCGCAGCCUAGCCGCAUUGCAGGCCAACAUCAAGGCCCAAUACAACGGCAGUGGCUCAAAGCUCCAAGUGAAGCGGAAGCUCCGAGGUGUGACCGGUAUCGCUAUCAGCUGCACCACCGGCAGCAGCAGGCGCCUAGGAGCGGCAGCCGUGUCCUCCCUGCAGCGAGGCCAGCAGCGGCACCAACCGCAGCGCGUGCUUCAAAUGAGGCAUCCGCACGAGCAGCAGCAGCUGCAGCGGUUGCAUUCUCAGCAACAGGGACAGCAGCAGCAAUCAAGCCAGCUGCAGGCGCACUGUGCGGUGGCAGCAAGGGCAGCCGAGGCCAGGUGGCGAGUGCAGACGGCUUUAGAGGCGCUCGGGCUGCUAGAGCGGGAGCUGGUUGCAGCCCAGGCGGGAGCUGUCGUACUGGCA
Molecule: messenger RNA, 2427 nt
Organism: Astrephomene gubernaculifera
Lineage: Eukaryota; Viridiplantae; Chlorophyta; Chlorophyceae; Chlamydomonadales; Astrephomenaceae
Source: the annotation of a GenBank genome assembly